Messenger RNA from Hippopotamus amphibius kiboko, 3522 nucleotides. RefSeq names its product unc-51 like autophagy activating kinase 2 (gene ULK2). Gene Ontology annotation, cellular component: autophagosome; cytoplasm. Gene Ontology annotation, biological process: axon extension; positive regulation of autophagy; autophagosome organization. The transcript has 27 exons. The coding region runs from base 119 to 3229 and encodes 1036 amino acids. Gene Ontology annotation, molecular function: protein serine/threonine kinase activity; ATP binding. The record is from RefSeq and is a predicted model, not a curated record. NCBI's taxonomy places the organism in Eukaryota, Metazoa, Chordata, Mammalia, Artiodactyla, Hippopotamidae.
GCGCCCGCCCGGGCCCGGGGCCGCGGCUGCCCCAGCUCGGCGGCCGGCGGGCGCGCUCGGGGCCGGCGGGCCCGCGGUGCUGAUCGCCGCCCGCCCGCGCCGACCCCGGGGCGCGGCCAUGGAGGUGGUGGGCGACUUCGAGUACAGCAAGCGGGACCUCGUGGGACACGGGGCCUUCGCCGUGGUCUUCCGGGGGCGGCACCGCCAGAAAACUGAUUGGGAGGUAGCUAUUAAAAGUAUUAAUAAAAAGAACUUGUCAAAAUCACAAAUACUGCUUGGGAAGGAAAUUAAAAUCUUAAAGGAACUUCAACAUGAAAACAUUGUAGCGCUCUAUGAUGUUCAGGAAUUACCCAACUCUGUCUUUCUGGUGAUGGAGUAUUGCAAUGGUGGAGACCUGGCAGAUUAUUUGCAAGCUAAGGGCACACUCAGUGAAGACACCAUCAGAGUGUUUCUGCGUCAGAUCGCGGCCGCCAUGCGAGUCCUGCACAGCAAGGGGGUCAUCCACAGGGACCUCAAGCCCCAGAACAUCCUGCUGUCCUACGCCAGCCGCAGGAGGGCCAGCAUCGGCGGUGUGCGCCUCAAAAUAGCGGACUUUGGAUUUGCUCGUUACCUGCAUAGUAACAUGAUGGCAGCGACGCUGUGUGGGUCUCCGAUGUACAUGGCUCCUGAGGUUAUUAUGUCCCAGCACUACGAUGCCAAGGCCGACCUGUGGAGCAUAGGGACAGUGGUGUACCAGUGCCUCGUUGGGAAGCCACCUUUUCAGGCUAAUAGUCCUCAAGACCUAAGGAUGCUUUAUGAAAAACAUAGGAACUUAAUGCCUAGCAUUCCCAGAGAAACAUCACCUUAUUUGGCUAAUCUCCUUUUGGGUUUGCUUCAGAGAAACCAAAAAGAUAGAAUGGACUUUGAAGCAUUUUUUAGCCAUCCUUUUCUUGAGCAAGUUCCAGUAAAAAAAUCCUGCCCGGUCCCGGUGCCCGUGUAUGCCGGCUCUGCCUCCGGAGGCUCCUGUGGCAGCUCUCCGUCUUGUCGUUUCGCCUCUCCAUCUUCCCUUCCAGAUAUGCAGCACAUUCAGGAAGAAAACUUACCCUCCCCACCAUUGGGUCCUCCCGACUAUCUCCAGCUGUCCAAAGGUUCUGCCAGUACUAGUAGCAAGAACUCUUCUUGUGACACGGAUGACUUUGUUUUGGUUCCACACAACAUCUCGUCAGACCACUCAUAUGAUAUGCCGAUAGGAACUGCUGGCAGACGUGCUUCUAAUGAGUUCUUGGUGUGUGGAGGGCAGUGUCAGCCCACUGUGUCCCCUCACAGUGCAGCCACCCCCAUUCCCGUCCCUACGCAGAUAAGGAACUACCAGCGCAUCGAGCAGAACCUCAGCUCCACUGCCAGCUCUGGCGCACAUCCACAUGGCUCUCCAAGGUCUGCAGUGGUGCGCAGGUCCAACACCAGCCCUCUGGGCUUCCCCCGGCUGGGAUCCUGCUCCCCGGCGCCAGCAGACGCGGUGCAGACGGGUGGACGAAGACUCUCCAUGGGCUCUUCCAGGCCUUACUCCCCCUCCCCUUUGGCUGGCGCCGUUCCCGAGCCUCCCUGUCAGUGCUGCUGUGGGCAUCCUCAGGGCCACGAGUCCAGGAGCAGGAGCUCGUCAGGUUCUCCCGUGCUGCAGGCCCAGGCGCCACAGCCCCUCCUGUUGGGUGCUAGACUGCAGAGCGCCCCCACCCUCACCGACAUCUACCAGAACAAGCAGAAGCUCAGAAAGCAGCACUCGGACCCUGUGUGCCCGUCCCACGCCGGGGCUGGAUACAGCUGCUCCCCCCAGCCCAGUCGGCCCGGCAGCCUCGGGACCUCUCCUACCAAGCACUUGGGGUCCUCUCCACGGAGUUCCGACUGGUUCUUUAAAACUCCGUUACCGACAAUCAUUGGCUCUCCUACAAAGACCACGGCUCCUUUCAAAAUCCCGAAAACGCAAGCGUCUGCCAACCUGCUAGCCUUGGCCACUCGUCGUGGGUCUUCUGAGGGGCAGUCGAGAGAUGGGAGUGCCCCACAGGAGUGUCCUCACUGUCUCUCAGGACAAGGAGGGGAGCGGCAGAGGUCCGAGCCGCAGGUCACGGCAGCACUCGGCAGGUCUGUCAGUACUGGGAAAUUAUCAGAUCAACAAGUGAAAACACCUUUCGGUGGACAUCAGGGCAGCACGGACAGUUUAAAUGCAGAACGACCAAUGGAUACAGCCCCUGCAGGAGCCUGUGGUGUUGCGCCGGCUCCUCCUUUGGGGACAGCAGCGAGUCCCAGAGCCGCGCUGUUCACGGUGGGGUCCCCUCCACACAGGGCCGCGGCCCCCACUUGCUCCCACGUGGUCCUUCGGACGAGAACCGCCUCAGGGGGCUCCAGCGGCUCCGGAGGCUCCCUGUGCUCCGCAGGCGGCCGCGUGUGUGCGGGCUCCCCGCCUGGGCUGUGCUCAGGCUCUCCCCCUCCGGGGGCAGAGGCGGCUCCCAGCCUGAGACACGUGCCUUGUGGUGCUUCACCCCCCAGCCUGGAGGGGCUUGUCACCUUUGAAGCCCCUGAACUGCCUGAGGAGACGCUGAUGGAGCGGGAACACACAGACACCUUACGCCACCUGACUGGGAUGCUGCUGUUCACGGAGUGUGUGCUGGACCUGACGGCCAUGCGGGGGGGCAGCCCGGAGCUCAGCGCGUCCGCCGUCUCCUUGUACCAGAUCCAGGAGAGCGCCGUGGUGGACCAGAUCAGCCAGCUGAGCAGGGACUGGGGGCGGGUGGAGCAGCUGGUGUUGUACAUGAAGGCCGCACAGCUGCUGGCAGCCUCUCUGCAUCUCGCCAAAGAGCAGGUCAAGUCCGGGAAGCUGAGCCCAUCCACAGGUGUGAAACAAGUUGUCAGAAAUCUGAAUGAGCGAUAUAAAUUCUGCAUCAACAUGUGCAAGAAACUGACAGAAAAGCUGAGCCGCUUCUUCUCGGACAAGCAGAGAUUUAUUGAUGAAAUCAACAGCGUAACUGCAGAGAAGCUCAUCUAUAGUUGUGCUGUAGAAAUGGUUCAAGCUGCAGCGCUGGAUGAGAUGUUUCAGCAGACUGAAGACAUCAUUUAUCGCUAUCAUAAGGCGGCCCUUCUUUUGGAAGGCUUAACCAAGAUUCUCCCGGACCCGGCAGAUAUUGAAAAUGUACACAGAUAUAAAGCUAGUAUUGAGAGAAGAUUGUCAGCACUCUGCUGUAGCACCUCAGCCUUGUGAGCAGCAGCAGGCCUGCCCCCCGGGACCAGCGGUGGACGUGAGAUGAUGCCUUUGGGAGCACAGCUUGGGUCCUGUCGCCCCACCCCCAGGAAACUGUAGGUUCCUACUCGGUGACUACCAAAGAGCAAGCAGUGAUUUCAAAAAGGAAAAACAAUCCCAGAACUACACGUUUGUAGGAAAUCUGCCUUAUCGGAGAAGUCACCCCUUCCCUUUUUCUUUGUAGAAGCAGAAGCAAGAAUAUUCCACUUGGCUUUCACUUUGAACUUGGUAAAUAAACAGACCUUAGAACUAGA